AUGAAGCUCCUGCCCUGCCUGCCCGACGACCUCGCGGCGUGGGCCCAGCGCCAGCCCAUCUUCUUCACCGCGUCGGCCGGCAAGCACGCGCGCCACGUCAACGUCUCGCCCAAGGGCAUGGCCGACACGCACUUUGCCGUGCUGUCGCCCACGCGGUGCGCCUACGUCGACCGCACCGGCUCGGGGUGCGAGACGGUCGCGCACGCCUACGAGAACGGCCGCCUGUCCCUCCUGUUCGUGUCGUUUGGCGAGGCGCCCCGCAUCAUGAGGCUGUUCUGCCGGGCCAGCGUGGUCGAGUACGACGACGCCCGCUUCCCCCGGCUGGUCGGGCAGAUCGCGGCCGGCCGGCCCGAGGCCUUCCAGGGCGCCAGGGCCGUCAUCGUCGCCGACAUCUUCGAGGUCCAGACCAGCUGCGGCUACGGGGUGCCCCGCGUCAAGAGGGCCCUGUACAAGCCCGGCGACGACCGGGGGGGUGAGGACGGCGCCGCGCGCGACGUGGAGCGCAUCCUGCGCGCGGGGCCGUUUGGCACCGCCGACGGGGGCGGCGACCUGGACGAGCGGUGCGUCUUUGAGACCCGGCCGACGCUGGACCACUGGGCCGGCAGGAUGGCCGACGGCAACGCCAUCCAAAAGUACCAGAGGGAGAACAACAGCGCCAGCAUCGACGGGCUGCCCGGCCUCAAGGCCGGCAGGAGGGACGCGGGCCAGAGGCUGUGGCUGGCCGAUCUGGCCGCGUGGGCCAAGAGGGUGGCGGCUGACAAGGAAGCCCUCGGCGUUGGCUUCCUCGCGGGGGUUUUGCUGUUUGCCGUGCUGGAUCUCGCCAAGGCUUUGGUGAACUGA
Ustilaginoidea virens is the source of this 840-nucleotide messenger RNA. RefSeq lists its product as uncharacterized. NCBI's taxonomy places the organism in Eukaryota, Fungi, Ascomycota, Sordariomycetes, Hypocreales, Clavicipitaceae. The record is from RefSeq and is a predicted model, not a curated record. The transcript has a single exon. The coding region runs from base 1 to 840 and encodes 279 amino acids.